UGCGCAUGCGCACCGCUUCUUACAGACAGUAAUAGUGGGACAGUUUGUCCUGAAUGGUGGCAGCUUCACAAUGAGGAAACCUAAGUGUUGACACGCGCUGGUGGGAAUGUUAUGAGCUCCUACCUCAGGUUUCUAUACAAGUAUCCAGAUCGCUGGUUGUUUCUCCCCUCCGGAGCUUUGCCUGAUAAGUGCCUGCAGCCAUGCAGAGACUAAGGUGUCUUAAAAGUUGUUGGCAGUCGCUCAGAUCAAGCUGCGAGGGAGCAGCUAAACCAGCAAGAUAUUACAGCAAUAACCCCAGCUCCUUUGGACUCCUCUUUGACAUAGAUGGGGUCCUAGUCCGAGGUAGGACCCCGAUCCCUGCCGCUAAGCAGUGCUUCAGGAACCUGGUGGACCGCAAUGGGAAGUACAAAGUUCCUGUGGUGUUUGUCACAAACGCAGGGAACUGCAUGAGGCAGACCAAAGCUGAGCAUCUGUCCCAUCUGUUGGAGGUGGAGGUGUCUCCCGACCAGGUGAUGCUGUCCCACAGCCCUCUGCGAAUGUUUACACAGUUUCACAAAAUGUGCGUACUGGUCUCAGGCCAGGGUCCUGUUGAGGAGGUGGCUCACAACCUGGGCUUUGAGGAUGUUGUAACCAUAGAUAUGCUCAGAGAGGCGUACCCUGUCCUGGAUGUUGUGGACCACAGCAGGAGACCCAAAGAUUCUAUUCCUCCCACUAAAGGCUUACAGCCAAUAGAUGCUGUGAUUUUAUUUGGUGAGCCAAUCAGAUGGGAGACCAAUCUUCAGCUCAUCAUAGACGUUCUUCUAACCAACGGAGAUCCAGGCAAAUCAUGGACCUCAACCCAGUAUCCUCACAUCCCCGUCCUGGCCUGCAAUAUGGACCUGCUGUGGAUGGCAGAGGCAAAAAAUCCAAGGUUUGGACAUGGGAUGUUCCUGGUUUGCUUAGAGAGUCUGUACAAAAAGGUCACAGGUUACGAUCUGAAGUAUGAGGCUCUGAUUGGUAAACCAAGUGUGGUAACUUAUAACUACGCUGAGCUGUUAAUAAGGCAACAGGCGGAGAAACUUGGCUGGAGCACACCUGUGAAGACGCUCUACGCUAUAGGAGACAACCCCAUGGCAGACAUAUAUGGAGCAAACCUCUACAAUCGCUACCUUCAGGCCUCCCAGCGCACCAAAGCCAAAGUGAAGGCCAAGAGUGGAGGAGGAGCAGAUCCAGCGAAUGAAGCUGUCGAGAGCCAACAUAAAAUGACAGCGGCAGAAAUGGGCGGUGCAGCUUACGGGUCAGAGGAAGACCUUCCUGAAGGUUGCAGGUCUAUCCUGGUUUGUACAGGCGUGUACAGCAGAGAUCAACAGGAGCUGCCUUCAGAUCCAGCGCAGACGGUUACCGAGCAACGCAUCUUCCACGGCCACAGGGACUUCCGCUUCGACCCCACCCUCACACAGCCCUCGUUCGUGGUGCAGGACGUGAAAGAGGCUGUGGAGCUGGUUUUCCAGGAGGAAGGCUGGCCUCUAGAGUAGUGCAGAAAUAUUCAGAUUGGUUCUCUUUUUUUAAAAACUAUUAUACAUAUCCUGGCUGUUACUGAUUAAUUUUUCUGAUUGGCUGAAAAAGCUAUGUUUUCCCAAGUCUUCACACCCUCUUAAAAUGGCUUAUUUUUUCAUUUUUAUAAAAAAAAAAAAAAAAUUUAUAAUGAAUAAUAUCUUAACAUUUUCCACCAUUAAU
Molecule: messenger RNA, 1716 nt
Organism: Cyprinodon tularosa
Lineage: Eukaryota; Metazoa; Chordata; Actinopteri; Cyprinodontiformes; Cyprinodontidae
Gene: hdhd5
Product: haloacid dehalogenase like hydrolase domain containing 5
Exons: 8
Coding region: 201-1514 (437 amino acids)
Biological process (GO): glycerophospholipid biosynthetic process
Cellular component (GO): mitochondrion
Source: RefSeq, a predicted model, not a curated record